This is a messenger RNA of Pteropus alecto (black flying fox), 3098 nucleotides long. It is a transcript of the gene TRIB2, whose product is annotated as tribbles pseudokinase 2. The record is from RefSeq and is a predicted model, not a curated record. Gene Ontology annotation, biological process: protein phosphorylation; regulation of MAP kinase activity; positive regulation of proteasomal ubiquitin-dependent protein catabolic process. Bases 1412 to 2443 code for a protein of 343 amino acids. NCBI's taxonomy places the organism in Eukaryota, Metazoa, Chordata, Mammalia, Chiroptera, Pteropodidae. Gene Ontology annotation, cellular component: nucleus. The transcript is spliced from 3 exons. Gene Ontology annotation, molecular function: protein kinase activity; ATP binding; mitogen-activated protein kinase kinase binding.
GGGGGGCGGAGGCUCCGUGGAAAUGUGUCGGUGACAUUGAAUGGGGAGACCGAGCGCGAGCGAGGCGCGCGCGCGCGCAUACACGCGCACACCCGGCCCCGCUAGCUCCGAGAUCCCCGGCCACGUAAGUAACUAUUAAUACCGCCUCGCCGGGAGAUGCGGGCGUGCUGAGCUCGGGGAUUGGCCUCGGGCACCGUCGGCCGUCCCCUUCAAUUUUAAAUACACAUUCCUCUUACCUCGGAGGGGGAAAGAAACAGAUCAAAGGAGAGGAAGAAAAGCCGUCAAUUUUCUCCAAAAAAAAAUCAAGCCGGCCAGGCAAUCGGGUUUAGGGGAAGGGGCGACGGAGUGGUUGCAAAUUCUUGCGAGGCAGGAUCCAGCUCUCCAGCGGGAAAGGAAGGCGGCGGCUUAGGAGGGCCGGGGGCGCAUCCCCUUGCAGCGCCCGGAGGACCCCCGGAAGCUCGCGCCGGGGAAGUCGGAGACCACCGAUCUGCCCGGCCCCUGCCCGCACUUCUCCCUUCAUUCGGAGGACGACCAGGAGCGCGAGCGAGCGGCGACAGCAUGAGCCUGUGCUGACCUCCGCCCCGCCGGCCGAGCCCCGGGCUUUGUGGCGGUACCUGCUCCCGGCCCGCGCCGCAACUCCGCGCCCAGCUUUUGCAAUCUUUUGUUGGCAGCGCUGACUGCUCCAAGUUAAAUGCUUUUUUUUUUUUUUUUUUUUGUCUGUUUGUUUAAUUUUGGGAAGAGCUCUUGCGAUCUUGGAAAAGCCUCAGACGCCAUCUACAGUUAAAUCGUAGGUAACUACCCUCUCCGACACCCCCCCCUUCCACGCCCCCCACCCUUUCCACCAAAAAGGGGGUGCAGCGCCGAUUCCGUCUGCCGAGCGGCGCGAGCCGGGAGACGCGUGCUGAUCUCCUUUCUCCUUUUUGUCGGGUCGCUUGACGCGCGGACACCAAGCCGCAGCCGUGCGCCCGGCGAGGACGCGCCCGCUGGAGCAAGGGCUCCGCCGCCUGGUCUGCGAGUCCGAAGCCUGCGCGGGGACCACUCCGGGGGACCCGGCGCCGCGGCUGCCACCUGAGCAACCCGGCCCCUCCGCUGGACCCACGUCGCAAAGAGAGGGAGAGAGACAGAAAGUAAAAGUGCGGGCAUUCUGCACCUCGCCGACCGCUUCGGGGUAACAAAAGGACCGAAGCUGCCGCCGACCGAGUACCCGCGGGAGCCGGGCUCGGAGCAGACCAGGUGCCCGGCGGCGCCCGCUUGGGGGAUUCUAGCUCGUUCUCCACGUAGCCCCCUUCCCGUCCCCUCCCCUCACGUCCCCCUUUAAAAUCUGCGGCACGGAGGGGCCCGCAGCCGCGCUCGCCAGCGACUCAUCGCUCCGGAGGGUUUUUUGUUGUUGGUCGUGUGCGAUCCCACACUCAUGAACAUACACAGGUCCACCCCCAUCACAAUAGCGAGAUAUGGGAGAUCGCGGAACAAAACCCAGGAUUUCGAGGAGUUGUCGUCUCUAAGGUCCGCCGAGCCCAGCCAGAGUUUCAGCCCGAACCUCGGCUCCCCGAGUCCGCCCGAGACUCCGAACUUGUCGCAUUGCGUUUCUUGCAUCGGGAAAUACUUAUUGUUGGAACCUCUGGAGGGAGACCACGUUUUACGCGCGGUGCAUCUGCACAGUGGAGAGGAGCUCGUGUGCAAGGUGUUUGAUAUCGGCUGCUAUCAGGAGUCCCUGGCCCCGUGCUUCUGCCUGUCUGCUCACAGCAACAUCAACCAAAUCACCGAAAUUAUCCUGGGGGAGACCAAAGCCUACGUGUUCUUCGAGCGAAGCUAUGGGGACAUGCACUCCUUUGUCCGAACCUGCAAGAAGCUGAGGGAGGAGGAGGCAGCCAGACUGUUCUACCAGAUCGCCUCGGCGGUGGCUCACUGCCAUGACGGGGGGCUGGUGCUACGCGACCUCAAGCUGCGGAAAUUCAUCUUUAAGGACGAAGAGAGGACCCGAGUCAAGCUGGAGAGCCUGGAGGACGCGUACAUUCUGCGGGGGAACGAUGACUCUCUCUCCGACAAGCACGGCUGCCCGGCUUACGUGAGCCCGGAGAUCCUGAACACCAGCGGCAGCUACUCGGGCAAAGCGGCCGACGUGUGGAGCCUGGGAGUGAUGCUGUACACCAUGCUGGUCGGGCGGUACCCUUUCCAUGACAUUGAGCCCAGUUCCCUCUUCAGCAAGAUCCGGCGUGGCCAGUUCAACAUUCCAGAGACUCUGUCUCCCAAGGCCAAGUGCCUCAUCCGAAGCAUCCUUAGGCGGGAGCCGUCGGAGCGGCUGACCUCACAGGAAAUUCUGGGCCACCCUUGGUUUUCUACAGAUUUUAGCGUCUCGAAUUCAGGAUAUGGUGCUAAGGAAGUGUCUGAUCAGCUGGUGCCGGAUGUCAACAUGGAGGAGAACUUGGACCCUUUCUUUAACUGAGCUCACACCCCACGGAGACUGAGCAGGUGCCAGGAGCGAGAGAGGGCAGCGGAAACGAGUUCGUCCAGGGAACACACGUCCCCUGGCUUGGUAGCAAGAAAGACACUGACCACUCACAAGUUUCUUGGUUCGAAGAAGGAAAACCUUCAAGGAGCUGACUGAACAUGUAGCAUGGGGGGCAGGAGAUGUGGGGUGGGCGUCGGGCUCUGGGGUCGGGUCGGAUGGGUGGGACCCCCCUGGAGCUUCUCUUCCCUGAUGGAUGGAGCCCCAGAGGCCACCGCUGUUGGUUGGGCCACUUCCGCCUACCCCACUUUUCAUUUUGUUCAAAAAACAGUUGUAGAUCCUGACAGAAUCGAAACACUCUGCCUCAAACACACAUCUUGGCAUUGCACUGUUAGCAUUUAGCUUCUCGUCAUGAUUCAGGGAAGGUACAAUUGGCCAAGGGUUUUCGUUUUUGUUUUUGUUUUUUGUUUUCUUUUUCAAACAAGCCAACCACCUAUCUGAUAAUUAUCGGGGUUCACUUAAAAAAAAAAUUCGGUGCACACAGACUGACAUGAAACCUGGGUGCUAAACUAAAAGAAAAUAAAAGUCCAGUUUGUGUCUCUUAAUUGCUCUCUGCAACUCAUUUCUUCUAAACAAACUAUUUAAUAUCCUG